Molecule: messenger RNA, 6744 nt
Organism: Cololabis saira (Pacific saury)
Lineage: Eukaryota; Metazoa; Chordata; Actinopteri; Beloniformes; Belonidae
Gene: prrt1
Product: proline-rich transmembrane protein 1
Exons: 4
Coding region: 254-1000 (248 amino acids)
Cellular component (GO): membrane
Source: RefSeq, a predicted model, not a curated record
ACACUCGCAGACAGGAGGACCAGGAGUAUCCUGCACUAGGUUUUUUAAAAACACAUAGCAGCUAAAGUUAUUAAUAAUUUGAACACGUGGGUGUGUUAGAGAUGAAGGCGUCCUGGAGGAUGGGUUACUCAUGAUUGGAAUAAAAGUGUGAAUCAUCGACAGGAGCGCGUUCCAGCAGCUGGAGUAACGAGCACCGACCAGAGGAGGCGGACACGGGGAUCGGGAGGCAUGUCGUCCGAAAAACACGGGCUCGAUGAUUCUGGCCGUCAGAACAUGCAGCCUCCUCCGUACCUGCAGGGGCUGCAGGGACCCCAGCGUGCCCCCCCAGCACCCCAACAUGCCCCCCCAGCACCCCAACAUGCCCCCCCAGCACCCCAACAUGCCUGCCGGGGUAGGAUCCCAGCCCAACUACCCUCCUCCUCCUCCUCCCCCCGGCUCUGACGGAUACCUCCAAGAAACUCAGUUCCACUGCGCCCCCAUGGGGCCUCCCGGGGCCCCCCAGGGCUACACCGUCCAGACCCAGGGCCCCGGGGGCAACAUGCCACACCCCCCAGUUGGAUAUAUCCACCCGGGUUAUCCCCUGCAGCUGCAGCCCUGCACGGCCUACGUACCCGUCUACCCCAUGGCAUCGGGCCAGCCCUACAUGUCAGCUGGAGGAACUCACCCGGGAAUCCCACCUGGCCAAAUCCACCCCAUGCAAAUGCCCCCCAGCAUCACCCUGAUGGACCGCCGACCGCCACACGACUACCUGCCCAUCGCCGUGCUCACCACCGUCUGCUGCUUCUGGCCCACGGGCAUCAUCGCAAUCAUCAAAGCAGUGCAGGUGCGUACGGCGAUAGCCAGAGGGGACAUGGUGACGGCGGAAAUAGCCUCCCGCGAGGCACGCAACUUCUCCUUCAUCAGCCUAGCUGUUGGAAUCGCCUCCAUUGUGCUGUGCACCAUCCUCACCGUGGUCGUCAUCAUCGCCUCUCAGCACCACGAUGACGACUGGGAGCCAUAACUCCUCCUGAUGGGGGGAAAAAAAGAUAUAUUAAAAUGGCCAAUCCUGGUACUCGUGAGCCCCUGUCCAGCGUGUCUUAGAUGCUGCCCUGCUUCAGCACACCGUGAUGCAAACAGCUGUGUCACCAACAGAGUUGUGCAGACCUUGAGGACAAGCUGAUGAUGACCAUUAAAUUGAAUAAGGUGUGUGGAAGCAGGGAAACAUCUAAAACGUGCUGGAAAUUGCUCUUGGGGACAGGAUUGACCAGCCCUGGUCUAGAUUAAUACUCUCAAGCAUUUGGUGGAGGGAAUAGGAAAACGCACUGUUUCCGCUUGUGUGCAGACACACACACACACACACACACACACACACACACACACACACACACACACACACGGCUCAGACCUAACCUACUUCCCUCAAACACUUACUUACAAGUAGAAGCAGGCAAUCACAGCUUUUUCAAAUGCUAAACAGACAGCAGUUGUCUGAUGGGUCUAUUAUUGCUGCUAGGACAGUGAUUAUUUAAUAUUCACACAAAAAUAUGAGCUAAAGGAGAGAAACAAAACACAUUUCAUUUACAAUUAAUUUGGUCAGAUUCUGUGCAAUUCAGUAUUAAUUUAAACAGAAUCUAUUGAAUACACCCUUGUGAUACUAAACAUUCAUAAGGGAAUAUUUCGUUUAGUUAAACGCACAUUUUUGUCCUAAAAAGUACAAGUGUGCAUGUUUUUUUUUUUUUCAGUGAAACAUGAAAUGUGCCAUGGUGAAACAGCGUUACUUUACAGAGGGGUAUCUUUUCUCAGAGAAUGGUUAGUGUUUGGAUGGAACAAUCAAUAUACAUUUGUGACACGCCAAAUGGAGACUGGACUGAGUUUCUGACGUCAUCCAGAUGAGUAUUUAUUUGAGAUCAAUUAUUUGUGUGUUACAUGCACAUCUCAGCAGUAUUAAAUUACACAUAUUUUAUGAAUUAUAUAUUUGUCAUCUUAUUUAUUAUUUAUGAAUUUGUUCAAUAUGUACCCUUUUUUUACCUUGUCUGCUGUAAUUAAUAGCGAUUUGUUGCAGCUAUUUGAGAUGUUGAAUUGGCUUAAGAUUUUUGAUUUAGAAUUAUCAUACUGCAUUUUAUAGCAACCAGAUUAGCUAAUGCAGCGGCUUAUAGAUCUUACUGUGCAUGAUGAAUAUAAAUCUGGGCUGAUGAGAUUUUAGUGAUUAAGUAGCUUGUCUGCUAGCAGUCAAUGGAAAUAUUUCCUAAAAUUUCAAUGAAUGUGCGCUGCAGUAUUUUCCAACAUGUCAAAUAAGCUUCUGGACAACGAAAAGAGGCUAUUUAGAUGCUCUUUUGCAAGUAUUUUAGAAGUGUAUAAGCCUUUUUUGUGUUGCACAUGUCAUGCUAUUUACUCUCUCGGACACUGUUAUUAGUGCAACAUUAGACUCGUGAGGUGAGGCCACAUAACCUUGCAUGUCAUCCUAAAUUUGGUUCCAUUUCUUUUAAAUAUUAAGGCUAGAGUAGGUUGUCUGGUUUCCAUAAUGUAGCUCUGGACAGCGUCUGUGCUGUCGCUGUAUGAACUAUUCCAGUGUGUGAGAUUUCAGGGGUUAUGAAAUGAAUGUUUCCAGUUGGAGAGGGAAAAUAUGAACGCCUAUACUAUUGUAGCACUUUCCAAUCAGUGAAAACUUCAUCCCCUGGUCGUUCCUUAUCUUUCUCCUGUCCACACACGUUAUUGGACCUAUCAACAUAUCUAAUCUGCUUCCCUUUUUUUCUGUCAGUCCGUUUGAUGAAGGUAUUAAAAAGAGAGAGAGAAAUAUAUAAGAAAAUAUUUUUAAAUAUAUGAAAGUAAUGUUUAUUGAUAGUAAUCACAAAGAGAGACAAUAUAAGCAAAGUUUAUGCCAUGGAUUGUUAUUAAGAUUAUUGUUAUUACUGCUUAUGUGUUAUAUUUAAUACAAAGAAACACUUGGGCCUAUUUAUCAAUUAGGAACAAGGACUUACUCGUAUUAUUGUUAAUAUUUUAGCUCUUAUUCAAAAUCAUUCAGAAUAGAUUUUCUUUGUAAGAAACACUCAAAAUCCCUUUCAGCAGUCACGUGUAUUUAGUAAAAACAACCACCGCUAAUAACUGACUAAUUCCUGCAUUGCCUUGACGAGCAAUCUUGUGGAUUGUUAAGGGAAUGAUUGAACUCAGAACACGAUGAGGAUUGUUAUUCAAGAAUUUGGAUCGCUUUUUUUCUGAAAGCAAUUUUUAGACAUUUUUGGAAAUACUUUCACUAGAAACUGCAGAUUAAAGCCCCUGUCCUAUCUGAACAACAACACUUGUAUGACAUUCACACGCUCCUAUAGCAGUCAUGUUUCCCAAGGUCGUUCAGACUUCAAAACACUCAUCUGUAUUUAAAUUAGAACCUUGACAAGAAUGACGUGCCUUAUUUUAAUGCCUAAAGUUAUAUUUACGCCUGUGAAACAGACUAUUGCUUUAACAUUCCAGCCACUGGAAAUAAAUAACAGUUACUGGUCAAAUAAUGGAUCUAUUUGAAUUGCGACCAGUGUUCCCAAUUAAAUUACCAAUACCAUGUCACAAAAUUGAAUAUUUGACAAAAUGACAUGCAUGGUGGCAUUUUGCACCAUUUAAAGGAGCUUGAGGCAGGAUUUAUGAAAAAAAAUUCGUAAAUGUUUUAAUUUUUCUAGUAAUAAGGUCAGAUGAAGCGUUCCAAACCAAAAAGAAUGAGCCCUCUACCGUAUUUCUCCGUUGCCUUGAACAGGCUGUGUGCUGCAAAAUGUGCUGCAGUGCUGGGGCCGAGUUUCCGGCGCUGUCCUGCGGAUGUGACGUCACAUGCCGGCUUCACUGUUGGCUGCAGUACCCCCGACGGCCGUCGUGGCGAAUGGUGGCGCUAGAGAGUCUCAUUUCUUAAAAGGAGCCUCAUGCUCCUUUAAUAAACCUUUCUAAAUCAAUAAAAUACUUAGGCUAAUUUUAUCAAUCCUGUUUUUUGCACAUAUAUAUAAUGGAUGUUGUGAUUAACAUGGAAACCAGGCAUACUAAAGUGGAUUUAAAUGGAAUGGCCUUGAAACUGCAAGAUAAACCAACUGACUCUAACUUACAACUGAAACCUAUCAACAAUUCAGAAGCCAAGCUAGAUAAUAAAAAUGCAGGCAAUGCAAAUGGUAACUUUUUUUUAUUCAAAGAAAAUUAACAGCCACUUUUAAGUUAUUUCUUCCAGGUGAAAAUAUAAACAACUCUCUCACAAUUCAAGUGCUCAGAUCUCAGAAGCUUUUCCUUUUCUGAAACUGCAAAUACAACCAAGGAUAGCUCAUAUCCUUUUACAGCAACAACAGCAACUUGACAAACCAAAGACACACAUUUUAACCCCUAUCUAAGUUGUUGGAGGUCAAAUUAGAAGGUGUUCAUUGUACUUUUGUAAAAUUGGAAGCAAUUAAUGUGGAUUUUAAUGGAAAGCACUUUGGUCACCCUGUGUGUUGUAAAGGGCUUUAUAAAUAAACAUUGAUUGAUUGAUUGACAUAAACACAUUUAGCUCAAAGGCUGAUAGCAUUACCUGCUUAGCACUUCUAAAUUAGUUUUUAACACAGUAUCUCUGUACAUCUUUUUUUCCGUUUGUUUAAAGAGAGACUUAACAUUAAUUGGCAAGCUCUCAAGGAGUUAGCAACUGUAUUUUAUUUUAUUUUAUUUUAUUUUCGAGUUUACUGCAUUGCUCUUGCUAAAUCAACCGCUACAGGACUGUCUCAGAAAAUUAGAAUAUUGUGAUAAAGUCCUUUAUUUCCUGUAAUGCAAAAAUGUCAUACAUUCUGGAUUCAUUACAAAUCAACUGAAAUAUUGCAAGCCUUUUAUUAUUUUAAUAUUGCUGAUUAUGGCUUAAAGUUUAAGAUUAAGAUUCCCCAGUGGCGUCAAUUCAGUCAAAGCUAAGGUAUGGCAAGGUUACGAGUCACAUAACUUAACUAGAGUAUCAAUCAACACAUCCAGCAAAUACUCAUCACAGAGGUCUGCUAUGUAGCUGAUCUGUGUGGUCAAGAAAAUUGGAACUUUUUCAAAUGCAGUCUCGCUCACUGCAAAAACUAAAAAAAAAAGGAAUAUUUGUCUUAUUUCUAGUUAAAAUGUCUAAUUUUUAGUCAAAAAAUCUCAUUACACUUAAAACAAGAGUCAUCACCAGAAAAAUUACUUGUUAUUUUACCAUUUUCACCUGUUUCAAGUAAAUUUUCACUUGAAAUAAGUAGAAAAAUCUGCCAGUGGGACAAGAUUUAUCUUCUCAUUAUAAGCAAAAAAAUCUUGUUCCACUGGCAGAUUUUUCCACUUAUAGUGAAACAGGUGAAAAUGGUUGUUUUUGAGUCUUGUCUUUAAUUAAAUGAGAUUUUUUUUUACUAAAAAUUAGACAUUAUAACUAGAAAUAAGAUAAAUAUUCUUGUUAAGAUUUUCAGUUUUUGCAGUGUAUAAUAACUAGUGAAAUCGAUCAUGUUGUUCUGAUUUAUAUUUGUAGUUAUUCUAUAUGUAUUAAGUAAUAGAAUAGUCAAUACAAAUAGACACAGAGUUAUUCCAUAAAUGUAUUAAAAAAACAAACAUUUACAUUUUCCCUUGAAGCCAAGGUGUGGCGGCUGCCGUACCUUGCCAUACUGAAUUGACGCCCCUGAGAUUCCCAGAAUAUUCAAAUUUUUUGAGAUAAGAUAUUUGAGUUUUCUUAAGCUGUAAUUGCAAUACAGAAAAUCACAAUAUUCAAAUUUUCUGAGACAGUCCUGUAUUUAUUUCUGCUAGAAGCCCAAAUAAAGUAUAUUUCUGAACAUGUCAAACUUAACCUGACAUUUUUCACUGUCCAGCCUCUUUAUUAGUUGCACCUGCUGAAGUGGCUGGUGAGUGUAUAUCACUUUAACUUUAAAUUACAGUCGUAAAGUUGAAUCAUUUUCCUUGCUUCCCUUUUUGAUAAAUAUAGCCCAUGUGGGGGGACAGACCGUGACAUUCAGUGUUCUGAAGUGUAAAUGAAGCUCAGUGCUGUUUGGUGUUAAUAUUGUGCAGAUGUCUCUGGCGGUGAGUGUGUAUCUACUGAAUAUAGAGACUUCUGUCGUGUGGCACUAGGCUCUGAUAACUGCAGCUGUUUGCUCUACAGCUGAGAGACGAUGCCUCCUCUCUUCUUGUUAUUUUUGAGGUCGUUUUCCAGCUUGUAAAUGUGACGGGUUUGCUUGAAACUGACAAGACUUAACCUGUGUACAUGUGGGGUUUAUUAGUCUCUUUCUGUUUCUUGGCUUGUGCACAUGCAUUGGUUGUUUCUGACUUCAGUUGUUUUGACUAAUGAAUAAAAGAAUAACUCUGGGUUGUGGACGAAACGUCGGCGAAGGCGCCGUCUCGUUUCCUUGUGUGUUUUUCACCUCUUCAUCCUCUCGGUCUCUAUGGCAUCUCCUCUCUCCCUCAUCACCGAGCUGCUAUUUAUAGUUGCCCCGCUUUUCUCUCUCCCCUACCCUUUCUCUUUCUGUCAGAACAUGAUCCAGAGAAGCUCUCGCAAUCUUGCUUUUAAUCACUGCAGGUCUUGUGGGUAUUUUGUUCUGCAGCUAAUCAUUUUUUUAUUAUAUAUUUUCUUUUGCACCAUAAAAAAUAAUUCUAACUUAUGAAACUAUGCUGAAGCAACAUGAAAUCACACCAUGAGUCACUCUCUUUCUUCAUUUUUAGUUUGUUUUAUCACUCUCCAAAAUGAAUCUUUGAACAACAGAUGGCGUACAAUCCUUUUUGUGUACAUUAAAAUCAGGGGGAUGAUUGUCAUGACGUUGCAUUGAUCUCUCCAUUAACUCUCUG